Gopherus flavomarginatus (Mexican gopher tortoise) is the source of this 1502-nucleotide messenger RNA. RefSeq names its product solute carrier family 50 member 1 (gene SLC50A1). NCBI's taxonomy places the organism in Eukaryota, Metazoa, Chordata, Testudines, Testudinidae. Gene Ontology annotation, biological process: carbohydrate transport. Gene Ontology annotation, cellular component: membrane. Gene Ontology annotation, molecular function: sugar transmembrane transporter activity. The record is from RefSeq and is a predicted model, not a curated record. The transcript has 6 exons. Bases 306 to 875 code for a protein of 189 amino acids.
UCACAGCUCAGUGCCAGGGAAGCCGCUGUGACGCCAUCACGGAACGAAUUGGGCACAGGGGGGCAGCCUGGCCCACACAGAGCAGCAGCAGCCAGUGGGACUGGGAAAUGGCCGGGCGGGAUCCAUGGAUCAGCAGCCCCGGGCAGCUGGGGCCAGGGAACGUGCAGCAGUGACACCAGGCCCAGGCCCUGGCUCCCAACUUCCAUUCAGGGAACCCAGCGAGCUACUUUUGUGGCUCUGGCUCUAGCCACUUUGCAGCCUGGGCUGCGGCUCCCAGCCUGGGAAGUAGGACUGACCUGCGCCAGAUGUUUCGGACACAGAGCGUGGAGAAUAUCCAGUUCCUGCCCUUUCUUACCACCGAUAUAAACAACCUGAGCUGGCUGAGCUACGGGUGCCUGAAGCAGGACUGGACGCUGAUCACCGUGAACACCAUCGGGGCGGCGCUGCAGAGUCUUUACAUCCUGGUGUACUUCUACUUCAGCCCCGAGAAGCGCCGGGUUCUGCUGCAGAGCACGGCCCUGCUGGGGGUGCUGAUCCUCGGCUACUGCUACUUCAACCUCCUGAUCCCCGACGUGGCCGUGCGCCUGGCCCGCCUGGGGCUCUUCUGCAGCGUCUUCACCAUCAGCAUGUACCUCUCGCCCCUGGCUGACCUGGCCAAGAUCGUCCGGACCAGGUCGACCCGGUGCCUGUCCUUCCCACUGACUGUGGCCACCUUCCUGGCCUCAGCCAGCUGGACGCUGUAUGGCUUCCAGCUCAGCGACCUCUACAUCAUGGUCCCUAACAUCCCCGGGAUAGUCACCAGCAUCCUGCGGUUCUGGUUAUUCUGGCAGUUCCCGCUGGACCAUGACAAGCUUUACAAGCCCCUGCAGGCCUGAGACCUGGAACCUGCCGUCUCCGCUGUCCUGGGGCAGGAAGGAACCUCACAGAGCCCUUCAGGUGGGGAGCCGGCAGCAGGUGCAGACCCAGCUCCUCAGCCCAAAUGAUUUCCCUCCCCCCAGUAUGUUCACUGACCAAUGAAGGGAGAAGGAGCCAAUGCUCACACUGUGAUUCUACCACCCUUGCCCCUGCCCUGGUGGAGGCCCCUGCCAGCCGCCCCUUAGGCCUGCCUUAGCCAAAGAGCCUACACGGGUACUGCCCCCUGCCUGGGGCUCUGCUGCUCCUGGGGGGCUCUGAGGAGCCAUGGCUGCCUUCCCAGCUGCCCCUUGCCGCAAGGGAUGGCUUCCGCCCCCAGCUCUCCUCUACCUCCAGCCAUUUUCAUUUUUCAUUAGUUUGCUUGAUUGGGAAUAGUGCCUUUGACACUGCAGCAGUGCCCCUGCCUCCCCCAUGCACCUGGCCGGCUCUGGGGACUUUCUUCCUCUCUCUCCUGUGCUCAGCCAUUCCAGGGGGGCUGUGGUGGGAGCCAAGUGCAGUGCUGGGGGGCUGCCCUCUUCUCUGUUGGAUGCCUUGGUUUGUAUUGCGGUUUGGUACGAGCAUAAGUGCCUUUUAAUAAAUCAAAGCCAGAG